Molecule: messenger RNA, 2115 nt
Organism: Dipodomys spectabilis (banner-tailed kangaroo rat)
Lineage: Eukaryota; Metazoa; Chordata; Mammalia; Rodentia; Heteromyidae
Product: cytochrome P450 2C19-like
Exons: 9
Coding region: 62-1534 (490 amino acids)
Biological process (GO): xenobiotic metabolic process
Cellular component (GO): intracellular membrane-bounded organelle; cytoplasm
Molecular function (GO): iron ion binding; oxidoreductase activity, acting on paired donors, with incorporation or reduction of molecular oxygen, reduced flavin or flavoprotein as one donor, and incorporation of one atom of oxygen; heme binding
Source: RefSeq, a predicted model, not a curated record
CAUCAGAAUAGCUUUCCAUUACAAGUAAGAAAAGAAGUGAUUUCAAUAAGAGAAGGCCUCAAUGGAUGCAGUCCUGGUCCUGCUGCUCAGUCUCUCCUGCCUGCUUCUCCUUUCACUGUGGCGACGGGGUUCUGGAAUAGGGAGGCUUCCUCCUGGCCCUACUCCUCUCCCAAUUAUUGGAAAUACCCUGCAGAUUAAUUUUAAAAACCUCAGCAAAUCUUUAAACAAUUUCUCAAAAGUCUAUGGCCCUGUGUUCACUCUGUAUAUGGGCAUGCAGCCCACUGUGGUGUUGCAUGGAUAUGAAGCAGUGAAGGAAUCUCUGAUUGACCAUGGGGAGGAGUUCACUGGAAGAGGCAGGCUCCCAUUGGUUGAUAAAGCUAAUAGAGGUUUUGGAAUUGCUUUCAGCAAUGGAAGCACAUGGAGAGAGAUGAGGCGCUUCUCACUCAUGACCUUGCGGAAUUUUGGGAUGGGGAAGAGGAGCAUUGAAGAGCGUGUUCAAGAGGAAGCCCGCUGCCUCGUGGAGGAGUUGAGGAAAACCAAGGGCUCACCCUGUGACCCCACUUUUAUCCUGGGUUGUGCUCCUUGCAAUGUGAUCUGCUCUAUUAUCUUCAAAAAUCGUUUUGCUUAUAAGGAUCCGGAAUUCCUUAACUUGAUAGAAAAAUUGAAUGAAAACAUCAAGGUUCUGAGUUCACCAUGGAUACAGGUCUGCAAUAAAUUCCCUGUUCUCAUGGAUUAUCUUCCAGGGAGUCAUGAUACCUUACUUAAAAAUUUUGCUUAUUUGAAGAAUUAUUUCAUGGACAAAGUGAGAGAACAUGAAGAAACACUGGAUGUUAACAACCCUCAGGACUUUAUUGAUUGCUUCCUGAUAAAAAUGAAGCAGGAAAAAGACAAUCAUCAAUCAGAGUUUAAUUAUGAAAACUUAGCAUGUACUAUAAACAAUCUGUUUGGUGCUGGGACAGAGACAACAAGCACAACCCUGAGGUAUUCUCUGUUGCUCCUGAUGAAGCACCCACACAUCACAGCUAAAGUGCAGGAAGAGAUUGAUCAUGUGAUUGGCAGACACCGGAGCCCCUGCAUGCAGGACAGGGGCUGCAUGCCCUACACAGAGGCUGUGCUGCAUGAGAUUCAGAGAUACAUUGAUCUGCUCCCCACCAACCUGCCUCAUGCAGUGACCUGUGACACAAAGUUCAGAAACUACCUCAUUCCCAAGGGCACAACCAUAUUGACAUCUCUGACAUCUGUGCUACAUGAUAACAAGGAAUUUCCCAACCCAGAAAUAUUUGACCCUGGCCACUUUCUAGAUAAGAGUGGCAACUUCACAAAAAGUGACUACUUCAUGCCUUUCUCAACAGGAAAACGGAUUUGUGUAGGAGAAGGUCUUGCCCGUAUGGAGCUGUUUUUAUUCCUGACUACCAUUUUACAGAACUUUAAACUAAAACCUCUAGUUGACCCAAAGGACAUCCACACCAUCCCAGUGGCCAAUGGAUUUGCUGCCUUGCCACCCUCUUACCAGCUCUGCUUCAUUCCUGUCUGAGGAGGCUCACUGUCUGCCUGCUACUGUGCCAGCACCUCUUCUGAGACCCUGACUGCCUUCUUUACCUGUGCAGAAUGCCUUCCUGCCCCUCAGUGCUCAUAUCAUCUCAAGGGCUCAAGAUCCAGGAAAUCCAUUCACCACUCUGUAGAGUUAGCAGGGAUCACUGCACCAACACACCUGCUAUUCCUCAUGUCUUAUUACAGUUGUUUUGAACAUGCCAAUUUCCAGUGCACAGCUACAGCUGUGUGGUCAGUAUGUUAUUACUGAAAAACAACAAAAUGAUUCACAGAUAUUUUGGAGCCAUUUCUUCUCUGUUAUGCUCUUGAUAAUAAUCAAUCUUGAUUGUUCUGACAGUUCUCAGUCUUUCCUUUCCUGUGUCAAUGAAGAUGAAAGAAAACAUUAGUGCAGAGAAGAUGCUGUUCUACUCAAUGAAAAGCUAGUGAAUGUAAGGGGAGGAUGGCAAAAAAACAGAAUCAGCUGAGUGUCACUCAGUGUUUCUAGAUGUUUUAAUUUGAACUAGAGGGAAAAUUCUUAGAAGUAGAUCCAGCUUGCAAGGAAAUAGAAUGGGAGUGAGUCAUAGG